UAGAAUUGGCCAAAAUCUGUGCAAGGCAAGUUGCACAAUUAAAAUCUGAACGCCGAGUGCUCGAUCGGUUUAGUUUUGUGCCGACAACAGCAGCAGCAGCAGCAGCAAGUGGUUCAUUCGAAUCUUUUGAGGCAAAUAUGGGUAAGACACCGGCAAUUGGCAUCGACUUGGGCACCACCUAUUCCUGUGUGGGUGUGUGGCAGAACAACAAAGUGGAAAUUAUAGCGAACGAUCAGGGCAAUCGCACAACUCCAUCAUAUGUUGGAUUCAAUGAAACGGAGCGUCUAAUUGGCGAUGCGGCAAAGAAUCAGGUGGCGAUGAAUGCCAAGAAUACGGUUUUUGAUGCGAAACGUUUAAUUGGACGCAAGUACGAUGACCCAAAGAUACAGGAGGAUUUAAAGCAUUGGCCAUUCAAGGUCAUUAACGAUGCUGGCAAACCGAAAAUUGAGGUCGAGUUCAAGGGGGAACGCAAACGAUUUGCUCCCGAAGAGGUCAGCUCCAUGGUGUUGACCAAGAUGCGUGAAAUCGCUGAGGUUUAUCUGGGUGGAAAGGUGAAGGAUGCCGUCAUCACAGUGCCAGCAUAUUUCAAUGACUCGCAGCGUCAGGCCACCAAAGAUGCUGGCUCCAUAGCCGGUCUAAAUGUGCUGCGUAUCAUCAAUGAGCCAACUGCCGCUGCCUUGGCCUAUGGUCUGGACAAGAAUCUGAAGGGGGAGCGCAAUGUAUUGAUCUUCGAUUUGGGUGGUGGCACCUUCGAUGUAUCCAUACUCACCAUUGAUGAGGGCUCGCUGUUCGAGGUCAAGGCCACCGCGGGCGAUACUCAUCUGGGCGGGGAGGAUUUUGACAAUCGUCUGGUGAACCACUUUGUGGAGGAGUUCAAGCGCAAGCAUAAGAGCAACAUAACGGGCAAUGUGCGUGCUCUGCGUCGCCUGCGCACAGCCUGUGAGCGUGCCAAGCGUACACUGUCCUCCAGCACAGAGGCGUCCCUGGAGAUUGAUGCUCUGCAUGAGGGCAUUGACUUUUACUCGAAGAUCUCGCGGGCACGCUUCGAGGAGCUGAAUAUGGAUCUGUUUCGCUCAACGCUUCAGCCUGUGGAGCGGGCAUUGAAUGAUGCCAAAAUGGAGAAGAAAGCCAUUCACGAUGUGGUUCUUGUCGGCGGCUCUACGCGUAUUCCGAAAAUACAGAAGCUGCUGCAGGACUUCUUUGGUGGCAAGCAACUCAAUCUGUCCAUAAAUCCCGAUGAGGCGGUGGCCUAUGGCGCCGCCGUCCAGGCAGCCAUCCUCACAGGCGUGGGCAGCUCUCAGAUUCAGGAUCUGCUGUUGGUCGACGUUGCCCCACUUUCGCUGGGCAUUGAAACGGCUGGCGGUGUUAUGACCAAACUGGUGGAGCGCAAUUCCCGCAUUCCGUGCAAGCAACAGCAAACUUUCACCACUUACAGUGACAAUCAGAAUGCGGUCACCAUUCAAGUGUAUGAGGGAGAACGAGCCAUGACCAAGGACAACAAUCUGCUCGGCACCUUUAAUCUGACUGGCAUUCCGCCAGCUCCACGUGGUGUGCCCAAGAUCGAUGUGACCUUUGACUUGAAUGCCGAUGGCAUUCUGAAUGUCAGCGCCAAGGAUAGCAGCACCGGCAAGUCGGAGAAGAUCACCAUCACCAAUGACAAGGGACGACUCUCCAAGGCCGAGAUCGAUCGCAUGCUUUCCGAGGCCGAGAAGUACAAGGAUGAGGACGAGCAUCAGCGCGAACGUGUGGUGGCCCGAAAUACUCUGGAGGGUUACAUCUACGGCUGCAAACAGGCCGUGGAUGAGGCAUCCGCCGGAGCACUUAACGACGCCGAUCGCAACAAAGUGCGCGAAAUGUGCGCCAAGGAGAGCGCCUGGUUGGAUAGCAAUACGCUGGCCGAGAAGGAUGAGUACGAGCAUCACAUGAAGGAGUGCCAGCGUGUCUGCGGACCCAUCAUGUCCAAGCUGCAUGGAGCUGGUCAGGGCCAAAAAGGCAAACAGGGCAGCAGCCACAGCGGUCCCACCGUCGAAGAGGUUGACUAAGAGACUAACCACCAACUCCAUGGACAUCAAUACAUUAAGCAUCUAACCCAUACAAUUCAAUAUGUAUUUAUUUCGAAAUUUCGAAUAAAUGCAAAUUAGCAAUUAACAAUU
Drosophila innubila is the source of this 2153-nucleotide messenger RNA. It is a transcript of the gene Hsc70-2, whose product is annotated as heat shock 70 kDa protein cognate 2. Gene Ontology annotation, molecular function: ATP binding; ATP hydrolysis activity; ATP-dependent protein folding chaperone. Lineage: Eukaryota; Metazoa; Arthropoda; Insecta; Diptera; Drosophilidae. The coding region runs from base 138 to 2042 and encodes 634 amino acids. The record is from RefSeq and is a predicted model, not a curated record. Gene Ontology annotation, biological process: protein refolding; cellular response to unfolded protein. The transcript has 2 exons. Gene Ontology annotation, cellular component: cytoplasm.